Messenger RNA from Geodia barretti, 2005 nucleotides. The record is from the annotation of a GenBank genome assembly. NCBI's taxonomy places the organism in Eukaryota, Metazoa, Porifera, Demospongiae, Tetractinellida, Geodiidae.
AAGUGCUAUCAGACUGUUGUGAGAUUAGGUACUUACACUGGUAAAGUGCCCAGAUACAAUUCCCUGCAGGCCUGCAAAGGCACAAUGUUUUUCCUUCCCUUGCCACUAAACAAGACCAUAGAAACCUUAAACAAGGUUCAACAGCAUACCUCUCUCCUACCAGACCCAGAGUUGUACAUUAUUGUCAAUGGUAGGCCAACCAAGAGUAAUGUUGUGUGGCGUAGUUUGGUGGAUGUGAACCAUGUUAAGACUGCAAUAAGAAAGUUGAGGUCCUGUAACUGGCUCUACAGAGAUGUUCAUGAGAAAUGCAUUGAUGAGAGCACUAAACACAUCAUUGAGGUCUCUAACAAUGCAACCACAGAAAUGUUGAAAAAGGUUUCCCCAGAUGAGGUAGAUGGGUUUCAGGCCUACACCAUUAGAAACCUGGAUAGCAAGCUCUCCAUUGGUUCAGACUUAGAGCAGUACAGACUUAUGAGCAUCACAGAGGACCCUAUUACCAACAAGCAGCAGCAUUUAGAUGUGAUGUGUUUCCCUGUGCUCUUCCCUACUGGGAAGUUUGGAGAGUUCCACCCUAGGAAAGAGAAGAUUUCUCCCAGUGAGUACAUCAAAUCUAGGCUGCUUAACAAGGACUCGCGUUUCCGUAAAGAUGCACAAUAUGUGUUUUACCUUUUGUGGCAGAAGGAAAUGCGACAACUCGCAUCAGGUGUUUACAAUUUGUUAAAGAGUACCAGGAGACAGUCCAUGUCUGUUAACAUGUUACUAGAGCAGGUGAACACCUCAGACGAGCAGCUAGAAGCACGUUUGUGCACAAUGCUCCAGUCAGUCCGUGGUACCAAACAGUUCUGGUUCCUCAGACACACUGUGCUGAGUAUGAGUCCAUUGAUAUCACUGAGUUUCUUAGGAAAGUGAACAAUGUUCCUCCCAGUUACAACAUUGGGAAGCUGUGUGUUGAGGACCCAAUCUCAGUUUCCAGGAAAUUUUCCCUCAAAUUCCAUGCCUUUUUCCGAAAGGUCAUUUUGAAAGGUCAGGUCCUGGGUAUUGUAGACCACUUUUAUUGGAAGAAGGAGUAUCAGAAUCGUGGGGCUCCUCAUUACCAUGUCCUACUCUGGAUUAGAGAUGCACCACUCAUUGAUAGAGACGAUCCCGAGAAGGUGCUAGACUGGAUCCAGGAUAGAAUCACCUGCCACAUCCCUGAUGAACAGGGUAGCCCUGAGCUGCACAGACUAGUCACCAGGUACCAGAUGCACAAGUGCAGCAAGUACUGUAAGAGGCGGAAAAGGUGUGGAAAGACAGCAUUCAUCACCAGGUGUAGGUUCGGGUUUCCCAGGCCAGUGUGUGAGACUGCUCAGCUCAACCCCGUCCAGGAGAGCCUGAAAUCCCGUAACCGAAUUUACCAGUUGGUCCGUACUCUGGCUGAAACAAGGGUGAAUGACUACAACCCACUGUUAUUGAUGCUGUGGAAGGCUAAUAUAGACAUUCAGUUUGUAGCCGAAGCCUCUCUAGCUCUUGCUCACUAUGUCAGUGGCUAUGUCACCAAGGCUGAGCGUAGCAACAUGCAAGACAUCUGGCAGGAAGUUAGUGAGAACAAGAGCAUUUACAGUCGCCUUUUCAGCUUUGGUGUUAGAAGUUUACGGUUCAGAGAGUGUGGUCUGUAUGAGGCCAGUGAUCUACUGCUGGGAGACCACCUCACUGAGAAGUCUGACACAGUCAAGUGGGUAGACGUCUCCAUGCCUCACAAGAGAUCCCGUAGACUGAAGAACCACAAAGUCUUACAAGAAAUGGCUAGGCUGAACCCAGAUAGUCAGAACGUAUUUGAGGAUAAUGUCCUAGAUGCAUUCUAUCCUCAGAGACCAGCCGCCCUUGAGAAUGUUUGUUUGUAUGACUUUGUGGCCAACUAUGAGUUCCAGGGUAUAGACACCAAUGGUCAGAGAGUGUACAAGAAACUUAGCAAGCCUAAACUCCCUAACCACAAAAUCUUUUGACCCUGAAAAUGAGAACCAGAAAC